CAUGUUGUCUUCCUCUCAGUGGAUAUGAGGAAUGAGGUUUAUGGAAGCUCACUUAUGUGCUUGUCACCUGUUUCUCAAGAAAGUUCUAUAUUCAGAGAGCUGGUGCUGACAGAUGGAGAACAGAGACAGGGCAGCUUUUAUGUCCCAUCUGAAAACUGCAUGCAGCAUGCAUACAAAUGGCAUAGGGACCUCUGUCUUCUGCUCUUGAAUGCUCAAAGAGGACUUCACAUGCACUAUGCCCUCAUAAUGAAGGAGAUUCCUGAUUUACCACAGCUGAAGCUGGAGGAGCUACCUGUGGAAGAGACGUUAUCUCAGCUUUGUACGGAGCUGCAGCUGCUGAGCAAUCCAGAGAAGAUAGCAGAACAGAUAAGCAAGGACCUCGCCUGGCUUUGCUCCCACCUCCUGGCCCUGUGGACACAGUUCCUGGAGGUGACAACGCUCCAUCCAGAAGUCACAGCUUAUCUGACUCAGGAACAUCACAUGCUAAGGGUGAGGAGAUUCUCAGAAGCCUUCUUCUACACCGAGCACCAGAAACACGCCGUGCUCACCUUCCAGGAAGGCCUGAUCCAAAGUCAGGGCCAGAUUUCUACAGAAAUUCGUAGUUCGGAGUACUUCACCAGCAUGCCCCCGCUCCCAGCAGAAUGCCUCGACAUAGAUGGGGACUGGAACACGCUCCCAGUUAUCUUUGAAGAUAGGUACACGGAUACGCCUUGCAAAGAUCAGAAUUUGGAGGUAUUCACAGAUUUUGAGGUUCCUGCCAAUACUCAGAUGGAUGUGAUAGUUGAUAGCAAAGAUUUUGCAUCAAAUGAUGCCACUGCAAUAAUGAAAGGAGACUUUGGGAAAGGUACUUCACUAAUACACACAGACAGGACAAAUGGGAAUCCCUCCUGCAUAUACAGUGGUAUUGAAGGUGCUGCUUAUGCAGCUAAGGGUUUAAACCAGCACUUCACAUCUCAGGUAUGUACAGUGAACAAAGAAGGCCAAAGGAAACCUGAAAAUAUUUUUGUUUCAGGUGAGGAAAAUACUUCUGACUCAGAGCCAGGCAAUACAGCAUGCACAUCAGAAGACUUUAAAACACCUGAGGGAGUUUUAGUAAAAGACAAUAGACUUGUGGCAGAUGUUACCUAUGGAGUUAUGAAACCUAGCAAUAAGGAUUCCCACAGCAGUGAGCCUGUGCUAACCGUCCGUGCUCAGUAUGAGUGUGGAGCAUGUGGAACUGAUGACUUGGAAGACAGGACUGAAAUUCAUAAAACAGAUAAAUCUAAUCAUCCUGAGAAUGCUUCCAGUUCAUCUGAGCUUGCACUGAAUGAAACCAGUCUUGAGAAGACAGGCGAUCUAGACACCAAGGCUCUGCUCCCUGUUUUGAAAACUUUGCCCCCACAUAAUCUUGAAGUGAAGUUGUUCACAAAGGAGCAACGAGGUGAGGAGUGUGAAGAGUUUACCCUGACGUCAGGGGUGAUCAAAAGAUCCUCCUCUAUAAUAUCUGACUCGGGCAUCGAAAGCGAGCCCAGCUCGGUGGCGUGGUCCGACGCUCGCAGCCGGGCGCUGGAGCUGCCCAGCGACCGAGAGGUCCUGCACCACUUGGUCCGGAGACACGCCAUCCACAGGAAUUCCCUGGAGGGGGGCCACACAGAGAGCAACACCAGCUUGCCCAGUGGCAUCCAGGCGUCGCUCACAUCCAUCAGCUCUUUGCCCUUUGAGGAAGAGGAGAGGGAAGUGGAGCUUACCAAGCUGACAAAAUCUGUCUCGGCUCCUCAGAUCAGUAGCCCAGAAGAGCCUGCAGAGGAGGUAGAUAUAUCCAAACACCUGGAAGUAGCCUUGGCAGAUCCAGGAGACAAUGUCGAAAGUUCCAUGGAAAAAGAAGGUGAGGAUGGAAAAUUAAUCUUGGACUUUUCCGAGUGUCAAAUCACCACUGAAAGUGGGCAGCUAGAAUCAAGGGGACAUCCCAAAGUCUCCGUCAAACACAGUAGCAGUAACACUGAGUUACAAGGGGAGGAGGAGAAGGAAGGUUUUCCAGAGACUUACUAUAGUUUGGAAAAUGCAACACCACCCGUUUGUCCAAAACAGCUCCAAGAUAUUGUUUCUGGGUGCCAGUCACUAGAGAGUGAUGGUGAGUGCAGCUUAAAAACACCAAGGGCUUGUCAUUACUUGGACAAAAAUAUAAAUAAGUUGGAUACAUGCACUGAGGAUCCAAAGGAUAAACUUAAGACAGACAGUUUAAAAAUACAACAAGGCUUUUACUCCAAUGGCAGAAUUUCAGGAGAGGAAAGUUUCCCACAAAGCAUAAAGCUGGCACCAGAUUUUUGCUAUCCUGCUCCAGCUGCUUCAGAGACCUCAACGAAAUUUGGCGCGAUGGAAGGGGAGUGUGGUAGCUCUCUUGCUGCUGAGAGCCCAGCAGUGGAUGCAGAAAUGCAGGGCUUACAAGAAAUUGAGCUGAACGACACGCCUGCCUCAGCAGACCCUGCUGCAGGAUCCUCCCAGGCUGGAUAUCCUCAGGAACCCAGCAGCCAAGAGCAGGAACUUGUCGCUAACGGCGCUGGGUUCAAUCUGGCGACGCCGGAGGGAGUGGCCCUGGAGAGCAGAAAGGCUGUGGAUGUGGUGAACCUCUCCGUCUCUUGCACAGCCACAUGUCUUCCCUUUUCCUCUGUGCUCAAAGAGACCCCUGCUAUGAUGGGCUUCUCUGCAAAGCAGGCUGCCUUCCCCAUCACACGCCAGCCCCUGGGCUCCUUCGGAGUUGUCCCUUCUGCUUCAAAUGAGAUGGAUGAAGAGACCAAUGAGAGGAUGCUGAAUUUUUAUCAGGCCAAAGAAAAAUUUAAAAAAGAAAUGAAGAUUGAAGGAUUUCUGUACAGUGACUUAUCUGUACUAGCUUCUGAUAUCCCAUAUUUUCCACCAGAGGAAGAGGAGGAAAAUUUGGAAGAUGGAAUUCACCUGGUUGUCUGUGUCCAUGGAUUGGAUGGUAACAGUGCAGAUCUGCGGCUGGUAAAGACUUUUAUAGAACUGGGUCUUCCAGGUGGAAAACUGGACUUCCUAAUGUCUGAAAGAAAUCAGACUGACACUUUUGCUGAUUUUGAUACCAUGACUGACCGAUUAUUAGAUGAAAUUAUUCAGCAUAUCCAGUUGUACAACCUCUCCAUAUCCCGAAUAAGUUUUAUUGGACAUUCCCUUGGUAACGUCAUCAUUCGUUCUGUACUGACUCGCCCCAGGUUUCGCUAUUACCUCAACAAGUUACACACCUUCCUCUCCCUCUCUGGGCCUCACCUGGGAACCCUUUACAACAACAGUACUUUGGUUAGUACAGGUCUGUGGCUCAUGCAGAAGUUGAAAAAAUCAGGGUCACUUUUGCAACUGACCUUCAGGGACAACGCAGAUUUACGCAAAUGUUUCCUCUAUCAGCUCAGCCAAAAAACGGGUCUCCAGUACUUUAAAAAUGUUGUGUUGGUGGCCUCACCCCAAGACAGAUAUGUACCUUUCCACUCAGCAAGAAUAGAAAUGUGCAAAAAUGCACUUAAGGACAGACACACAGGUCCCGUGUAUGCAGAAAUGAUUAACAACCUACUGCAGCCUCUGAUUGAGGCAAAGGACUGCACUUUGAUCAGACACAACGUGUUCCAUGCUCUGCCAAACACCGCCAACACGCUGAUAGGCCGGGCUGCCCACAUCGCCGUGCUGGACUCCGAACUUUUCCUGGAGAAGUUUUUCCUCGUGGCAGGACUCAACUACUUUAAAUAG
Messenger RNA from Merops nubicus (carmine bee-eater), 3729 nucleotides. RefSeq names its product family with sequence similarity 135, member B (gene FAM135B). The record is from RefSeq and is a predicted model, not a curated record. The annotation marks the transcript as partial. The transcript has 14 exons. Lineage: Eukaryota; Metazoa; Chordata; Aves; Coraciiformes; Meropidae.